AUGGCUCUCGAAUACAAGGAGAAAGCUCUCCCUGCUCCACGGUCAUAUGCGGGAUCACAACGAACGAGGUUUCAAAAACGAUUCAUUCCUAUAGCUGUUGUAGCUUUGAUCUGUGUAUACUUUUUCUCCCAAAACUUCCACUUUUCUCUCAACAAUCGAUAUAAAUUUUCCUCUUCUCCUCUUCCUAUAUAUCUACCAUCAUCUGCCACUGGUCGAUAUAGCAUCCAAGCAACAACAUUCCCGAGAGAAUCAAGACCUGCCAAAGCUGUGCGGUUAACAAGGCAGAGAAAAAUCAAGGAGGAAUUUCUACAUGCUUGGAAAGGGUAUACGAAGAAUGCAUGGAUGCAUGAUGAAGUUAUGCCACUUUCAGGAGGACAGAAGGAUACAUUUGUUGGCUGGGCAGCAACAUUGGUGGACUCCUUGGAUACACUUUAUAUAAUGGGAUUGAAGGAAGAAUUUGAAGAGGCACUGGAAUCUCUUAAGCAAAUCGACUUUUCGAAACCCAAUGCCGAACGUGUACCUGUAUUCGAAACUACCAUCCGUUACCUAGGAGGCUUAUUAGGUGCAUGGGAUAUCAGUGACCAUCAAUAUCCCAUUCUGCUUGAAAAGGCGAAACAACUUGGGGACUUGUUGUUUAGGGCUUUCAAUACUGAAAGUGGUAUCCCUACACCUUAUUAUUGGUGGGAGAAGCAACUUCCUAUUGGAGAUAAGAUACCAGGUGAGAAUGGAGUUUUAGUUGCUCAAAUUGCAAGUUUGUCACUCGAGUUCAUCCGUUUGAGCCAAGUUACAGGCGAUCGAAAAUACGAGAAUGCAAUACAGAGAAUAACAGAUCAACUGGAGAGUACACAAAAUACUACAACACUACCGGGGAUGUGGCCAUCUCAAGCGAACUGUAUGGGGCCAAAUUUGACAUUUUCGAGUCGUACUUUUACUUUAGGAGCUUUUGCUGAUUCCGCUUUUGAAUACCUUCCAAAGACACAUUUGAUUCUUCCUAAAUCUUCUUCUGGCGAGCAAUAUAAAAGAAUGUAUGGCAAUGCAUUGUCAACUAUCAAGAAACAUAUUAUUUUCCGCCCCAAUCUCCCAGGCGAUCCAGAUAUUCUAUUCUCAGGUACAGUCGAUGUCAACACCGGCCAACCCCUUCUAGAUACUCAAGUACAACAUCUCGGAUGCUUCGUUGGAGGAAUGAUAGGUUUAGGAUCCCGAAUAAACCAAUCCCCAGCAGAAAUGGAAACUGCCAUCAAACUAACCCAAGGAUGCAUAUGGGCCUACGAAAACACCCCCUCAGGAAUCAUGCCCGAAAUUUUCCACGUCAACCCCUGCACGAAUUUCUCAUCCUGUACCUGGAGCGGCGAAGAUAGAGGUAACGGAUUCUCUCGCAUCGACGAUCCUUCCUACCAGCUGCGUCCCGAAGCCAUCGAAUCCAUCUUCAUCAUGUAUCGGCUAACAGGCGAUCGAGUCUGGCAAGAAAAGGGGUGGAAAAUGUUUCGUGCAAUUGUAAAACAUACACAUACUAAUAUUGCAAAUUCAAGGAUUAAAAAUGUUAUGGAUUUGAAACCGGAAAAGGAGGAUGGGAUGGAGAGUUACUGGUUGGCGGAAACGUUGAAGUAUUUUUAUUUGUUGUUUGCUGAGCCGGGGCUGGUGAGUUUGGAUGAGUUUGUGUUGAAUACCGAGGCGCAUCCUUUGAGGCAGGCGGGUGGGGGUGCGGUGUAG
This is a messenger RNA of Sclerotinia borealis F-4128, 1710 nucleotides long. The record is from the annotation of a GenBank genome assembly. NCBI's taxonomy places the organism in Eukaryota, Fungi, Ascomycota, Leotiomycetes, Helotiales, Sclerotiniaceae.